Labrus mixtus (cuckoo wrasse) is the source of this 1753-nucleotide messenger RNA. RefSeq names its product leucine rich repeat containing 51 (gene lrrc51). NCBI's taxonomy places the organism in Eukaryota, Metazoa, Chordata, Actinopteri, Labriformes, Labridae. The transcript is spliced from 5 exons. Gene Ontology annotation, molecular function: protein binding. The coding region runs from base 309 to 854 and encodes 181 amino acids. The record is from RefSeq and is a predicted model, not a curated record.
ACUCUCAAACCCCGCCCUUCAGGAUGUAUUUCUGCAUACGCCGGAUUUUGACAAAAAGCUUUUUCAGCAGGCAAGAUACACAUUUUCAAAUCUUAUAAAAUAAACUCUUGUUGUUGUUUCUGUUGCGGUCAAUUCAGUAUUAAUAAAGAAAGCUAUAACUUCACAAGAGCUGAACUACAAGUCCCAUAAAGUACCUCUUGUUGCCAUGGUAACUGACUUGUUGUGUCUGCGACGAGUAAAUAUUUGGCGACGCACUUUUAUCAUUCGCAGACUAUAAUUCACCAUUAUUAUCGAUUACAGGUGUUAAUAUGAAUGAAGCCCCAGUGGAUUUAUCUUUCAAAAACAUCAUCUGUUUGGCAGACACAUGGAAAGAGGAGCCAAGCAGGGGUUUGCGACCUUCAAAGAGAAACUCUGAGAUGAAGUAUGAAAGCCGCUCACUGCGUCUCAAUAACAACAACAUCACUGAACUUCAUGACCUCCAGGUGACUGUCAGUCACUUCCUGGCUGAGCCAUCACAGCUCACCUGGCUGGACCUUUCCUUCAACAAAAUCUCACACAUAGAUCAAGUUUUGUGCGACCUCAAGGAAUUGCGUGUGUUGUAUCUUCACGGCAACAGCAUUUAUAUUCAGUCGGAGGUGGACCGGCUGGGGUUGCUCCCACAUCUUCACACCCUCACACUGCAUGGAAACGUCAUUGAGACCAACAAGGCAUACAGGACUCGUAUCAUUUCUGCUCUGCCUGGGUUAAAGAGGAUGGACUUCAGUGCAGUAACACAACAGGAGCGAGUGCUGGCAAAGAUUUGGUGUCACAGCAACAACAGGCGCAGCCGCGGCAGAAAGGAGACUCUCCAGUGACAGCUGGGUGAUCGCCAUCAUGGUGUGUUGGGAGGUUCAAAGUCACCCAAAUGUCCUGUGCACCACAUCUACUGCUGCUACUCUGUCUGUGCAUCUGUGGGGGAAUCAUCAGUUCUACUGUGUAAUAUAUUAGCCCUGUUGAUCCGAAGUGGGACAAUUUUAUUUUUGGAAUGAAAGAGGUAAACUGGUUGAAACUGCCAUUAAGUUUUAUAAAUGAUGCAAUAAAUGCCCCUAAAGGAUCCUGAUAUAAAUUGGCUCUGACAUGCUGUAAUUGAUCCGUUUUUGUCAGAAAUGCAAACUGUUAUGGAUCAAAGUAUAUAAUUACAAAGAUUCAGACAAGCUAAUUGAAUCACUGACUGUGUAUCAUUGCUAAAGCAACUAUUCUUCAGAUAGACACAUGCAGAUUUGUUUUUAAAACACAACUGUUCAGUUGAAAAUCUUUAAUGAAUUUAUUAAACCAAAAAAUAAACACAAAAUCUUAAAACUUUUUGGUACUAGCCUAAGAUAUUACAAACAUAUUUUAGGUAGUAGAACACAUGUGAGUAACCAACAAAACAGAAAAAAUGCCAAGAACCCAUUGCAAAAAAGCUCAAAUCAGAAGCGCAGUUGAAAUAAUCACAGCCUUGCAGAUCAUCCCUUCUUAGAGACUCAAGAGCGACUCACUGUGCUCCCUGCCCACGAGUACAGUCACAUGCUCUCCUCCAAAGAGCAAAUAUACACUUAAAAAACACAAAUAAAUUAUCACAAAAAGGUCUCAGAUCAUUUUAUCUGCGAUGGUACAUAGAUUGUUAAUGCUUUCCCACUCUGCUACAACAUAAGUUUCUGAUUAUUAUGGACAACUUGAUCUUUUAACAAAAUGAGAUCUGAAAAGCUAACAAAGGCGAGCCUUUAAAAGUGUU